This is a messenger RNA of Nannospalax galili (Upper Galilee mountains blind mole rat), 7115 nucleotides long. It is a transcript of the gene Gtf3c4, whose product is annotated as general transcription factor IIIC subunit 4. Gene Ontology annotation, cellular component: transcription factor TFIIIC complex. Lineage: Eukaryota; Metazoa; Chordata; Mammalia; Rodentia; Spalacidae. The record is from RefSeq and is a predicted model, not a curated record. Bases 203 to 2665 code for a protein of 820 amino acids. Gene Ontology annotation, molecular function: histone acetyltransferase activity; protein binding. The transcript has 5 exons. Gene Ontology annotation, biological process: transcription initiation at RNA polymerase III promoter.
AGACAGGCAGCUGCGCGGCCACCUGGCAGGGCGGCGUCGCCUAGCAACGCGGGGUCCUUCCUGGCUCGGCGGCGCUCGCGGCCUGAGCGGAGCCAACUGCCGCGCAGGGCGCCGGGGGCGGCGCCGUGGAACUGGAGGCCGCCGGGGGAAGACGGAGGGGGCUCGGCGCGCGCGGGGACCCGACCUCUGCGCCCCGGCGACGAUGAGCGCGGCCGAGGAGGCCCGCGUGGGGCCCGCGGCUGAUGGGCCAGCGCCGUCCGCGGAGGAGGAGGGCGAGGGCGGCGGGAAGGAGCCGGCGGAGGCGGAGGAUGCGGCCCCCGGGCCCAGCGCGUCGUUCCGCCUGAUGGUGACCCGGCGGGAGCCGGCCGUGAAGCUGCAGUACGCCGUGAGCGGCCUGGAGCCGCUGGCCUGGUCGGAGGACCAUCGCGUGUCGGUGUCCACUGCUCGCAGCAUCGCCGUGCUGGAGCUGAUCUGCGAUGUGCACAACCCAGGCCAGGAUCUAGUGAUCCACCGCACCUCGGUGCCCGCGCCUCUCAACAGCUGCCUGCUCAAGGUUGGCUCAAAAACAGAAGUGGCUGAGUGCAAGGAGAAGUUUGCUUCCUCUAAGGACCCUACCAUCAGCCAGACUUUCAUGUUGGACAGGAUGUUCAACCCCGAGGGGAAGGCCUUGCCCCCAAUGCGAGGGUUCAAAUACACUAGUUGGUCUCCCAUGGGGUGUGAUGCCAACGGCAGGUGCCUCUUGGCAGCACUGACAAUGGACAAUCGCCUGACUGUGCAGGUGAACCUCAACAGACUCCAGUGGGUCCAGCUGGUGGAUCUGACUGAAAUCUAUGGAGAGCGUCUUUAUGAGACCAGUUACAGACUUGCUAAGACUGAGGCCCCAGAGGGCAAUCUUGGGGAUUUUGCUGAGUUUCAGAGGAGACACAGCAUGCAGACCCCAGUGAGAAUGGAGUGGUCGGGCAUCUGCACCACUCAGCAGGUCAAGCACAACAACGAGUGCCGGGACGUGGGCAGUGUGCUCCUGGCGGUGCUCUUUGAGAACGGCAACAUUGCUGUGUGGCAGUUCCAGCUGCCGUUCGUGGGCAAGGAGUCCAUCUCUUCGUGCAACACCAUUGAGUCGGGCAUCAGCUCUCCCAGUGUCUUGUUCUGGUGGGAGUAUGAGCACAGCAAUCGGAAAAUGAGUGGCCUUAUCGUGGGGAGUGCUUUCGGACCUGUAAAAAUUCUCCCUGUCAAUCUCAAAGCAGUUAAAGGCUACUUCACUCUGAGGCAGCCUGUUGUCUUGUGGAAAGAAAUGGACCAGUUGCCUGUGCACAGCAUCAAAUGUGUGCCACUUUACCACCCUUACCAGAAGUGCAGCUGCAGCCUCGUGGUGGCUGCACGGGGCUCCUAUGUGUUCUGGUGUCUUCUUCUCAUCUCCAAGGCGGGUCUGAAUGUUCACAACUCGCACGUCACAGGCCUUCACUCGCUGCCCAUCGUCUCCAUGACAGCAGACAGGCAGAAUGGAACCGUCUACACCUGUUCCAGCGACGGGAAGGUGAGGCAGCUGAUCCCCAUUUUCACAGAUGUCGCGUUGAAGUUUGAACACCAGCUGAUUAAACUCUCAGAUGUGUUUGGCUCGGUGAGGACUCACGGCAUAGCAGUGAGCCCCUGUGGCGCGUAUCUGGCCAUCAUAACCACUGAGGGCAUGGUCAAUGGCCUCCACCCCGUUAACAAAAACUACCAGGUCCAGUUUGUCACUCUCAAGACCUUUGAAGAGGCAGCUGCUCAGCUCCUGGAGUCUUCUGUGCAGAAUCUCUUUAAGCAGGUAGACUUGAUAGACCUCGUGCGCUGGAAGAUUUUAAAAGAGAAACAUAUCCCUCAGUUUUUACACGAAGCUUUGGAAAAAAAGAUCGAAAGCAGUGGGGUCACCUACUUUUGGCGCUUUAAGCUUUUCCUCCUGAGGAUUUUGUAUCAGUCGAUGCAGAAAUCCCCUUCAGAAGCCUUAUGGAAACCCACCCAUGAGGACUCAAAGAUCUUACUGGUUGACUCACCUGGGAUGGGCGAUGGUGAGGAUGAACAGCAAGAAGAAGGCACGUCUUCCAAGCAGGUGACUAAGGCAGGCCUGCAGGAGAGGGGCAAAGAGGGAGACCCAGAAGAGCCCCCUGAGGACUCGCUCACUGCCGUGGGAGAUGUCGGGACCCGAGAGCCAAUAGAGGAAAAGCUCCUCGAGAUCCAAGGAAAGAUUGAGGCUGUGGAAAUGCAUCUGACCAGGGAGCACAUGAAGCGGGUCCUGGGAGAAGUGUACCUGCACACCUGGAUCACAGAGAACACCAGCAUCCCCACCAGGGGACUCUGUAAUUUCUUGAUGUCUGACGAGGAGUACGAUGACCGGACGGCUCGGGUGCUGAUUGGACACAUCUCCAAGAAGAUGAACAAGCAGACCUUCCCCGAGCAUUGCAGUCUGUGUAAGGAGAUCUUGCCGUUCACUGAUCGCAAGCAGGCCGUCUGUUCCAAUGGGCACAUUUGGCUCCGGUGCUUUUUAACCUACCAGUCCUGCCAGAGCUUGAUAUACCGAAGGUGUUUGCUCCAUGACAGCAUUGCCCGGCAUCCGGCUCCAGAAGAUCCCGACUGGAUUAAGAGGUUACUGCAGAGCCCCUGCCCUUUCUGUGACUCUCCUGUCUUCUGAGUGUCAGCGGUGGGGGACGGAAGGACAUGAACUCAGCUGUAGAAAGUUCCCUGGAGCCUGAGGAGCAGCUGCGCUAGGGAGAGCCUGGCCCUGAGCAAUGGAGAGGCACUCUUCUCACUGGAAAUCGGGAGGGCCUCCCUGGGAGCUCUCCCAAGUACACACACCAUCUCCAGGUCUAAAGGAUAUUUUUUAAAUGACCAGAUAUGGAAAGUUUGAGUCAUUUUGAGGUGAACAUUAGCCACCCUCAGCUCCUUGCCCAACAAGGAACACUUAUUUUUCAAGUGUCUUGACUGAAGCAGUUUGAACAGAAAGAGUGUCAUAUAUACUGUUUCUAGAAACAUGCUGGUCUCUUCUAAAGAACGCAUAUAAGGACCUUGCUGGGUGAGUUAGGUUUUCAUCCUUGUCCUGGUCUGGGAUGGCCUGUGGCUCCCAAGGGCUGAAGUUGGCUGGUACUGACACUGUGUGCCAGCUGAUAUUAAAGUGUGUAAAGCAGCACAUGCUGGUUUCUGCUCUCAGACGGCUGCAGAUCUGUGUCCCAUCCACUUGUCCUGCAUAUGGAAACCAUUUUCUUAAAACUAUAUUUUUUAAGCCAAGUCUAAAAUUGUUCUUAAUGUAUCAAAUGAUCAGGUGACUAUUAGAAGUUAGUAAUUGUGAUUUAUUUUUCUCUUCCUGUGUCAUCAGAUCUCCUGAGCCAGCUCCUUAAUGUGUAUAAAGAGAUGGAGUGUUCCACUUCCCUCGUCAUCGCCCACGUCACUCACCAGUGCUAAUCUAGAUGUUUGUUAGAGGGGGAGAUCUUCUUUUAGUAUUAAAUCAAUUCAGUAUUUUUAACAUUGAUAUUUCCAGAUGUUUCCCCAAGCAUCUGGGAGAAGAAUCUGUCUAGGACUCCUGGAAAGAGAAGGGCAGCGUGGAGUUGGAGGCCUUUAAGACCUGGCGCUGCAAGUGUGUGCCCUCAGGUGGGCAGGGCAGCCUGGGAAUUCUUCCUUUCUCCAAAGACUCUUAAUAUUUGGAAUACAGCUGUUUUUCUGCAGGCUAUAAAAAGAAGACAGAAACAGUUCUGACUGGUAGCUCUUAAUCAAAACCUAUAAUAGACAUUCUGGAAUUACAAUCUUAGAGUUUUUGAGACAGGGUCUCCUGUAGCCCCAGCUGGGGAACUCCUCUGUAGACUAGGCUGGCCUCGAUCUCACAGAGAUCCUCCUGCCUCUGCCUCCCCAGUGCUGGGACUGUGUGUGCACCACCACAGCUGGCUGUUUUAGAUUUUUAAAGAAAGUUUCCUAGGGAUUGGUGCUAAUUAACUGUAGUGCACACAUUUUGGAAUGGUGUAUUUUUGGAACAUGGGGUGGAAAAUACAGAAUAUGAAAUUCUUUAAUUAUUUCAUCAUCUUUUUGGCUUUUAGUUUAACAUACUUUCUUGCUUUGUUUUUUGUAGCCUCAGUGAGAAACAACUGUCCUCACUUCAGAAAUAAUGUCUUGGUACUUGGGUACCACGAGAGACAGACUUGCCAAGGCCACACUGUCUUACUAUGCACCCUGGCAUUGCCAUGCACUUGGAAUAGACCCCAAGAGGCACUGCCAGACACUGCCUGAGAUGUCCUGUUAAGAGUGGGACUUAGCUUCGGCUUGCUAAUGUGUUUGCUGGAGUCUUAUGUUCUCAUUUUGGGGGUAAUUUCAGGAAGUGUUUAUCCAGGCUUGGGGCAGCAAGUUAAACUGACCUUCAGGAAAGAACCAGGCCCACUGGGGUCCUGAGUGGCCCUGUUCUGACACUGCAUAGCUGAAGCCUGUAGCUGUUCUCGGCAUAGUAAACGUGGCAGGAAAAACUGAGGUGACGUAAGGAAUUGUUCCAGUUGUGAUAAUCAUGCAUGCUGUUUCAGUUCUUUCUCUGUUCUGAAUCAACUCCUUAGGCGUUCUUACAGGGAAUUUUGUGUUAUUACCAUUUAAAAACUUAACUGCUUAUUUGAAACAAUUGUGCAGUUCUGAGAAACUGACAAUUAGGAGUAACAGAAGGAUUUCUGACGUUAUUCUGUAACUUGUCUAUAGGAGUAACAUGGUGACAGGAACAUGGUUCCUACAAGGGGCUCUGCCCAGUGGCAUCAGUGGACUCUGAAAUCCAGCCUCAGCUACAUGUCCCCACAGCCAGACACACAGCAGGCCUCAGAGCUGGCGAACAGAGUUGGGGAUGAAGUUGGCUUCGUGCAUAGUGCGCUUCUGAGCGCUUCUCAAAGGGUCAGUGUACAGGAGGGCCGCAGAGGGUGUCUUGGAAUCUUCCAGUUACCUCUUCCAGCUUAAACUUAGCACACAUAACCCUCCAGACUUGCCUCAAAUUUACCUGAUCUGUUUGUCGGGGUUCAGGUUGAUUUCAGUGGUAGCCAUGAUAAUUUUCAGGAAUGGGAAGGAUGGUAGGCUUGCUGCUCUGCAUUAGUGCUGGAGCAACUGCACGGAGACCUUGUGAGCUGUGUUACUGGUCUGUCUCAAGUUUCUCUGCUGGGGCUACUUGUUCCUCUUACUCUAAGUAGGAAACUGAUAACUUGUUGGUAUUCAGCCAGAGUCCUCAUGUGUCCCUCCCAGACUCCAGACAGCCUCAACCUACUGUUAGAGCUGCCAACACUAGCAGUUGUUUCCAGUGUCAGAAAUCAUUAGAAGAUCAGCAAAGCUCAAAGUUGAGUGUGACGUUCUUCUGCUUCUCUAGGAGGACUUUGAGAACAUUUAUGUCGAAGCAUGAAGGCAGGAUCUGUUAGCAAACCUAGGUUACCUAGGCUGGGAAUAGUAAAGUCAUUUGUUGUGGUUAUGUGGCAUCAGAUUAAGGUGCAGAUCAGUGCUUGUUAGGGAUGUGCAGAGCUGGUGGGGAGCCCGGCUGCCUGCGUGACCAGGAGUCUUUCUUGUCCUCUCAGCCUUCUGCUCACCUCACUGUUGCUUUGCUGUCCCAAAGAGGCUCCCCUGAUUUCCAUUAAGUUUCUUGGCGUUAGGGUACAUUCAGAGCUAUGGAAAACGGAUGAGAUAAACAUCUCACUGUAUUGUGGGCCUCCCUUCCUAGAAGGAACUUCACGGUGACUGCUUUCUGGAGGUAAUGGUGUUAUUAGCAACUCACUAGGCUCUCUCUGGUUUUCAUCAAAACUUUAAAUGAUAAUUUUGUGGUCUGGUAGCUGAAUCACUUCAGGUUAGACCUGAGGCUCACAGCCACCACCCCAGCACCCCAGCCAGUAUUAGUCACACUGAGCUUAGCUGAGUGGGGUGCAUUCCAAGUCAGCAUGAACAGCCAGCAGCCAGACAGAUUCACCACCUCUUCCCGGUUAGCACACUCUGGACUUGCAGGGUCUCGGCAAGACUUUGACAGCCCAGCAAGUGAAUUAUGUCCUUAAAUGGGACUAAGCCAAACUCAAAGAAGGUAGCGUCGCUGCUGUCUACAGCCUACAGCAGCACUGUCCCCUAAGCAGCAGGUUCCUUCCUGUAACUGAAGCACAGGCAGAGGCCAGUAUUAACGUGUCUUUCGAGGCCAUGUCUGUAUUCUGGGGGAGAGACCCUGCCUACAAGCAGGAUCCUAGUCACAGUGAGUUUAGAGCAAGAUGCAGAGGUGAUGCUCACUGGGACAGCACUGUAGGCUCCAGCUGAAGGGCUGGGCUGGGCGAAGUGAAGCAGGUCUGAGUUCUGCAUCUCUUGUUGAAGAUUAGAAGUUGUAGCCAGGCAUGGUGACACACGCCUUUAAUCCCAGCAGAGGCAGGUCAAUCUGUUAGAUCGAGGCCAGCCUGGUCUAUGUAGUGAGUUCCAGGCCAGCUGUGGGUACAGGGAGACCCUGUCUCCAAAAAAGAGCCCCCCCCAAAAAAAAAUUAGAAAAGAUUAGAAGUUACUUUACCUCAGGGCUGAGGGUGUAGCUCAGUGGGUAGAGUGUUUGCCUAGCAUUCAUGAGGUCCCGAGUUCCAAACUUGCCACUGAAAAAAAGUUAUUUACCCUUUACCUCACUUUCAUGAAAUUCUGUUAUUUUUCAUAAAGAAAAUACUCUAAACUAGAUUGUGCCAGGCACAGGCAUACUAUACUGAGCACUUGGGAGGCUGGGGCAGGAGAAUCAAUUUGAAGGCCAACCUGUCUCAGAAAAACAAAUAUGGUCAUCGGGCAGCGUGAGAGGUAGUGACAGUUUUCCGUGUCAGACCGGGUCUGCAUUUGGCCAACCUUCAGGUGCAGUGCACACACUCAAGUCCGCUGUCUCUCUGUAUGGUACUAAUGUAACGUCAGAUGCAAGUGUCUAUGAAUGAUGUCUUCUUCAAGGCUUUGUUUCAGAUUUGCACUUUGACACGACAUGAACUUGAGCAUCAGCAUCACACUUGUUUAUGCAGUGUCUGUGUUGUGCAAAGUGCUUAUGCUUUCUGUUUACCCAAUGCCCCUGCUACAGUUUGUGCUUGGCUUGAAUUGUAUGUAUGUUUACACCUGACUUUUUUUGAAAUAAAGAGAAAAAUUUACAGUUA